This is a messenger RNA of Endocarpon pusillum Z07020, 1173 nucleotides long. RefSeq lists its product as uncharacterized. The transcript is spliced from 2 exons. The coding region runs from base 1 to 1173 and encodes 390 amino acids. Lineage: Eukaryota; Fungi; Ascomycota; Eurotiomycetes; Verrucariales; Verrucariaceae. The record is from RefSeq and is a predicted model, not a curated record.
AUGCGCCCAGUCAAGGAUCCCGCUCCAGCCCUGAGCCCGGUGACGGUAAGCCUCCAAGAUCUCCGCACAGGCAGAAUCCCCUUUCCAACCCUCGUCUCAGCGUUCGGUCCAACCUCCCUCGGCAUCCUCCUCGUCCGCGACCUGCCCCCACAAUUCCCUACCCUCCGCACCCGCGUUCUAUCCAACGCCUCACACCUCGCACACCUCUCCGCCCGAAAGCUAGAACGCCUCACGAAUGCGCAAGCGAAGUAUUUAGUCGGCUGGUCGCAUGGCAAAGAGACGCUGAGACCUGGGGUCGUGGAUCAGGGGAAGGGAAGUUACUAUGUAAACUGUGGGUUCUAUCAGGAUAAAAACAGAAACACAACUACAGAAGCCGAACCGUCACCUGUAUCGGGAAAACAUGAUGACGAAGAGAAGCAAUGGGAAGGAUUUGAGGAGUACACAGCCCCGAAUAUUUGGCCGGACGAGGAGGACAUCGCUGGAUUUCGGGAAAGCGCCGAGGAAUUAAUCAGAUUGAUCAUUGAUGUUGCGGUUCUGGUUGCACAGGCUUGUGACCGGUAUGCUAUUAAAGCUGUUGAGGGGUAUGAGGACGGGUAUUUGGAGAGAGUGGUGAAGACGAGCACGACUACAAAGGCGAGGCUGUUGCAUUAUUUCCCCGCCCAGGAGAAAGAAGGGGUUGGCACGAACGGAGAUGUCGAGUGUUCAAGUUGUGAUGAUAACAGCAAUCGAAAGGACGUGGACGAAGACGACUGGUGCGCCACCCAUCUCGACCACGGCUGUCUCACCGGCCUCACCUCCGCCAUGUUUGUCGACGAAUCAACCAGACCCUUGAACAAUCCAGAUCCAAGCAAACCCAUCGACGAGCUACCAGGAUCCCCAGACCCAUCCUCAGGACUGUAUAUCCGCUCCCGAGGAGGCCAGACCGUCAAAAUCAACAUACCUCGCGACUGCCUAGCUUUCCAAACCGGCGAGGCAUUGGAGCUGAUCACCCGGGGCAAAUUCAAGGCUGUGCCGCAUUUCGUCAGGGGAGUCUCGGCUGAUGCGGCUGGGAGCAUAGCGAGGAAUACAAUGGCCGUGUUUACACAGCCGAACCUGGGGGAGUUGGUUGAUCGUGAGAGGGGAAUUACUUUUGGCGAGUUUGCUAGAGGGGUGGUGAGUAAGAAUACUGCGUGA